Molecule: messenger RNA, 2239 nt
Organism: Porites evermanni
Lineage: Eukaryota; Metazoa; Cnidaria; Anthozoa; Scleractinia; Poritidae
Source: the annotation of a GenBank genome assembly
AUUAGGCCCAGAGAUGACAAAGCAACUGACCCAUCACAUGUUUCGAAAACAUUUACCUGUGUUCGCUAUGCUGUGUGUAGUGGUCCCAAACAAUUCAGCGCUUACUUAAAAGGUAUUUUAAAUCAGCUGAUGGGAUUUCAGAAAUGUCUAAAUAGUAACCUUCAAAGGUUUUGGUGGCAGGGGCUUUUUAUGAACCUGUCAAGAGAGAACAGCUUAAAAUGAUAUUUAAAACAGUAUUUCCUGUAAUAAGACUGUAGUGAGAAGUAAAUUUCUCUUUUAGACAUGGGAUCACUAAUAUUUGAUGUAGUUCAUGGUCCUUCGCUGAUAUUGUUGGGACAUGUUCGACUGGCUGAUGUUACACAGCUUUCUGCAAGUGAUCCUAUCCAGGGGUAAGUUCAAAGGCAUAGUAAACUGACCUACAAGUCACAGAUUAGUAAAUAUAUUUGAAGUAUUGUAGUGAUUUUCGUUGAAGUUACUGUCAAACUAACCAAACUGUAAACACCUAAAAUAUUAAUUAAUGUUUAUUGUUUCAUGACCAAUCACAGUGACGACCAGGACAUCCAAACAAGUCAUGCUGUCAGUAAUAACUGUUGCUGCAUGUGACUUAGUUUUCCACACCUGAUUUGCUCUUCUCUUACAGCACAAUAACAUUCCAGAAAUAUUUCUGGAGCUUGUGGUUUUGAGUUUGACAGCACAAUACUAGUUAGCUAUGGUUCAAAGACCUGGUUCUGGCUUCAUUUCUUAUUGUGAAAUGAAAAGCAUUGGUUACUCUUUUCCCAAAAUAAAAGUAACAAUUAAGAGAGAAGAAGUGCCUUUAUUUACCAUACAGUCAUUUGUACACACAUAACCUAUUACAUUACUACAAGGCAGGAGAUCAAGCAAGCUCUGUGGAGCUUUUAGACGAUCUCUGCAAUGAAAGACCCUUUCAAACCUUUUUACUCUGUUAAUUUUGCUGAACUCAAACCACCUGGCCAAAAGAAACUUAUGGAGAAAAGACAAUUCCUUGCAUUAUGUCUCAAGCUGAGUGGAUUAACUUACAGACUUAACAGAUUGUGAUUUAUCUUUGAUAUUAUUUUAGCUUCUUUGAUGUCAUUUCCACAACUUCACCUGGUGGCAAAAUAGCCCUGUUGUACAUCACUUUAAGAUUUGAGUCAAUAUCAGGUAACUAUCUAAAUCAACUCAUACAAAGUCAAGACUGUGUUUUAAGAAAAAUUGAAGGAAGCCCAUUACUCUGAAUGUGUGAAUCUUGGGUUGUCCACUAUAUGAUUUCAAUAAAAAAACUAAGAUUUUCUUGUCACCUAGCUCUAGGAGCAAACGUUAGGUGCCCAACCAGGGACCACCAAGUGCUGGUAGAGCACAGCUUUGAAAGUGUUAUCCCAGCACAAGUACGUCCAAUAUAUUUUUGCCAAAGGCAGAGGACAUCCCUGCAUGUUUGUGAUUUUCUUGACUUCUAUAACUAUAACACAUGUUCAUAUUUUAAACUCUUCCAGCAGCAUACAACCAGAUAUCAUUAACCAUACCAACAGUAGACAUGGAGAUGGAUGCACAAAGGAGACGACCUUCUGAUGAAAGUGAUGUCCAGCCUACUCCACCUCCUCUCUCCUUAAACCCUGCCACACCCAUCACCCAUCCCAGACUGACUGCACAGGACACUGACCCCUUUGUGUCACCAGCACCCCAUACUAAGGUAUAUUGUAUUACUGGUAUACUUAAUCUCUUAUCGGAUUCCCAGUAGCAUGCCUAGUGGUUAUUGUACAGUAAUGUACCAAGUCAAAGGUUCAUUGUGAAGAUACAAGAUGAGAUCAUGAUAUCCUGGGAUUCGUUAUACCCUAGGACACUGCAUGUCUUAGUGCCCCUUUCCCAGUGCAUUCAAAAUUUUUGCUAUAAUUUCCUGUGUUUAAAAUGUUCAUUUAAGUGUUGACUUUUAUGAGCUGCAACUUUUUUUGUUAAUUUUAAGUGAAAGCUACUGUUCAAAAUUAAAUUCAGGUUAAGACUUUUCAACCCAGGUUGAUUCUCAGUUUCCUAUUUUUUUCUCAAUUUCCUAAUUCAUAAAUAAUUAAGGUUAGAACACAAAGGAAAUAGAAAAUCAACGUGCUGAAUGCCUGUUGUUUUUUAGGUUGUCAAGUUUGCUCCAAACAGUCCUGAGCGAUUAGAAUAUACAGCAGAACAAUCACGAGAAGCAACUGAUGGAAGGGAAGUUGAGGACACCUCAGAGAAAGGUUUAUACACAUUUCAUUAG